CUUUUUGACAACAUCCAGAUAAUCCAAAUAGUUUUAGAUAAAAGACAGAAACUCCUGCUGCUGAACUGAAACUCUGAACUUUAACGCGUAAAAACGCUUAAAUAGGCUACGCAUUGUGAUUUCUCUCCCCCUCAUCUCCCUCUUUCUCUCUCUCUCUCUCUCCCUCUCUUUCUGCUUCCCCUCAUUUACCCCAUAUAGCCUACCUAUUCCGGUAUCUCACCACACGACUAAAUUAGACCAAAGAUGAUAAGAGCACAAAGCAUUAUAAUUCCGCCGGGCUCCUCCUCCUUCCAGCCAUGCGUCCUAAUUAAUGGGACACCCCCAGUCGCAAAAAGCCCUGCACUGGACUGCAACAUAGUCAAAGAGUGAAAGGGAAGAGGGCGAAAGUGCCACUGGAGAUAAUUGAUUACCUACCAAUCAAUGAUAACUUGUUAGUAAUCGUCAGCUCUUUGGACCUCGCCAUUUUCAGGGAGGCAUCUCACUCCUGCGGACUUGCUGCUCCCGAGGAUCGACACUUUGAAGACACCCCAUUUUGGAAUAAGAUUUUCUUUUCUUCUUUCUCCUCUCCGUAUCUUUGCUUGGUUUUUUUUUUUUUCUAACCCCCUUACUGUUAUGUGACUUUUUCCCCUCGUUUUUAACCGCUGAAUAUUUCAACGAAGUCCUGUAUAAACUCUGCGCACAACCAAUGAUGACAUCCAAAGAGGUGGCCAAAUGUGAUGCAGUGGAAAACAGGAGGCGAAGUCCGCUGGACCACUUGCCGCCUCCUGCCAACUCCAACAAGCCGCUGACCCCCUUCAGCAUCGAGGACAUCCUCAACAAACCGUCUGUGAAACGAAGUUACACAAUUUGCGGCACGGCUCAUCUAAUUUCGUCCUCUGAGAAGCACCGUCCGUCCAGCAUCCCUCUGUCCAGCCGGGCUCUCCUCACCCAGACCUCCCCGCUCUGCGCGCUGGAGGAGCUGGCCAGCAAGACCUUCAAGGGGCUGGAAGUCAGCGUGUUACAGGCUGCGGAAGGCCGGGACGGGAUGACUCUGUUCGGCCAGAGAACCACCCCGAAGAAGCGUCGGAAGUCUCGGACGGCGUUCACCAAUCACCAAAUCUACGAGCUGGAGAAGCGCUUCCUGUACCAGAAGUACCUGUCCCCCGCAGACCGGGACCAGAUCGCGCAGCAGCUGGGACUGACGAACGCGCAGGUCAUCACGUGGUUUCAGAACCGGAGGGCCAAGCUAAAACGGGACCUGGAGGAGAUGAAGGCCGACGUAGAGUCGGCCAAGGCCAUAGGCCAGGUCCCCUUGGACAAGCUCGCCAAGCUGGCAGACCUGGAGAAAUGUGCCAACGGCACACUGGGCCACCCGCGAGCCGAAUCCCCCGCGCGGGGAGGCCAGCAGGAGCACGAGCUCGCUCAGAAACUGCGGACGUCGCCGCUGUCUCCGUUCUCAGACCACACAACUAGUAAAGAGUGCUCAGAGGACGAGGACGUGGAGAUUGAUGUGGAUGACUGAUCGCGCAGCGUGGGGCUGAGAAGUCGAGAACACAAAAGGACGAUUUAAAAAACCCUCUCGAGGACUUGUAACUUACUGCUUAUAUUGUAUACCAUAUCUCAGAACAUGUACCAAAAUGUAAUGACUUUUAUAUCGGCACAGAUAGACCUAUUCAUAGUGAAGCAUGAACACAGAACAAGAAAUAUGCAGUGGUAUUUUACAAUGUAUUCAUUAGCAAACUGUUACUUCUUGCAAUCAAAGCAAUAUGGUCUAAAAUGACAUGAGUAACUUAUUAUUUUUUUACACUAUAGACCAACACGCGCGAGCGCACGCGCGAACACACAAACACACACACACACACACACACACACACACACACACACACACACACACACACACACACACACACACACACACACACACACACCUGUUCCAUUGCUUCUCCUAAAAGACCUAUCCUCACACACACCACGAUGAAAGUGCUCCAGUUUUCCAUAUUUUUGCAUGUAAAUGCAUGAUUUGAUUUGUGAUCAUUAUCUAUUUAUUUUUACUUUAUUAUUUUUUUUUAAUUUAAAUGCUUUUGUGUUUUCUGUGAGCCAAGUCGCCAUUGAGUCACUCUUGUCACUGCCGGCUCUGCUUCUCCUCCUCCUCCUCCUCUUCCUCCUCCUCAUCAUCAUCAUCAUCUGACUGUAACCCUUGACUUCAGCUCACACUCUUCGUCCCGAUGCUGCAGUGCAUGAUGAUGAUGAUCGGAAAAGGCAAACUGGGACAUUCACAGCUCUGCGUUUUAUGGGAAUGCUCAAAGCGAUGGCGAGAAACAACAAUUACUAUUGCGGUGAUUUUGACAAGCUAUAGGCUACUUUUUAGAUUUAUUGUUUGGAUACAAUAGAUUUACAGUUAUAAAUUUGUUAUGUUUUGUACACCUGUAAGUGCCUUUCUAAAAUCAGGACAUUAUUUGAAAACCAAUGCACAGACUGUAAUGUAUAUAGGCUACUAUGGGAAUAAAAUGGCUUUUCUGAAUAUUUCUUUUAUGUUGCAAUUUUUCAAUUAAUAUGGAGGUUUUUAUUGUGGAUAUAAUAGCCUGGAGUUUUCUUUAUUAUUGCGGACAAAAAAUUAUUUUGGAAACACGCUCUCCUUGCCAAAUGUGGGCGGGUUAGCCCAUCAAAAGCGGCCUGUUUAGAGUUAUUAUACUGAACU
Seriola aureovittata is the source of this 2677-nucleotide messenger RNA. It is a transcript of the gene lbx1b, whose product is annotated as ladybird homeobox 1b. Gene Ontology annotation, molecular function: DNA-binding transcription factor activity, RNA polymerase II-specific; DNA binding. The transcript is spliced from 2 exons. The record is from RefSeq and is a predicted model, not a curated record. Gene Ontology annotation, biological process: regulation of DNA-templated transcription. The coding region runs from base 686 to 1501 and encodes 271 amino acids. NCBI's taxonomy places the organism in Eukaryota, Metazoa, Chordata, Actinopteri, Carangiformes, Carangidae.